AUGGUACGCUACGGAUGCGCGAAAACCGACAGCGGUGGAGUCGAGUGCUUCGUCGAGUUCAGUGAGGCCACCACGUUGCUCGAUAUUUCCAUUGCUCGGCGGAGAACUCGAAACCUUUUUCUCUUUCCCCUCCGCCUUCCCUCGCGAAUUAUCCCUUCGUCACUCUUGCAUCACUUCACAUCACCUUGUAUAUAUCACCUUCCCUUCUUUUCUGCUCUCGGGGAGGAAACAGAGGAAUCGUCGGUGGCACGCGGCGAGAAGAAGAUCGGCGCGACGACUAGAUUCGUCGAGUUGCUGGCAACCAUAGGCUCGUUCCUGCUGGUGCUCGUCACGUUGCCCUUCUCGCUCUGCUUCACCUUCAAAGUCGUGCAAGAGUACGAGAGGGCCGUCGUGUUUAGGAUGGGACGGCUGAAAGGCGCAGCUUAUGGGCCAGGUACAUUUUUCGUGAUGCCAUGCGUGGACAACUGCGUGCGCGUCGAUCUGAGGACGGUUUCGUUCGACGUCCCGCCCCAAGAAGUUCUCACCAAGGAUUCGGUGACGGUGAGCGUGGACGCGGUCGUCUAUUACCGCAUAAAGGAGCCGUUGAACGCCGUUAUCAAGAUAGCCAAUUACAGCCACUCGACCCGGCUACUGGCUGCCAGCACGUUGCGAACGGUGCUUGGGACGAGGAACUUGGCCGAAAUUCUCUCGGAACGUGAAACCAUCUCCCACACCAUGCAAACCUCUCUCGACGAAGCCACGGAACCCUGGGGUGUCAAGGUCGAACGCGUUGAAAUAAAGGACGUUCGGCUUCCGGUGCAGCUGCAACGAGCCAUGGCCACGGAGGCAGAAGCCGCAAGGGAGGCUCGGGCCAAAGUGAUCGCGGCGGAAGGGGAGAUGCUGGCUUCCCGUGCCCUGAAAGAGGCCAGUGAUGUCAUUUCCACGAGUCCAGCCGCUCUUCAGUUAAGGUAUCUGCAAACGCUGAGCAACAUAUCCGCGGAGAAGAACUCGACCAUUAUCUUUCCAUUGCCCGUCGAAUUCUUGACUCCAUUCUUCAAUCGUAACUCGUCGAGCCAGAUCGAGGGCCAGGGGAACGGAAUUGGAACGGAAUCAGGGGAGCAGGGAUGCGCGAGCCGGCUCACGACUCAGCCCCAUGUUCACUCGAACGGAAAUGUGGCGGCUAACUGAAGAUAGGUAUAGGUAGGUACACGUUUGAUCGUCUCUAGGCCAGAAUUCUCGCGCGAUCUUUGAUACACGUUCGACUGGAAAUCUGUUUAUAAGCGUUAGCUCAAAGCGUCUCUUCGUCUUUCGAGUAGACGUCGUCUCUGAUCAACGAGUCGCUCGUUAAAUAAACCGAUGUAAUUUCCAAGGAUUUAUAGGGAUUCGAUCUAUCGAGCAUUCUUUAUUGCGAAGCAGGAGCAUAGAAUGUCGCUCGGAAAGUAAUUUCGUUUUUUCACACGAGCGUCGCUCGUGUCGAAUACGUUUGUCCACAGCCAACUUCGUUCUAAACUUCGUGUUGUUAUUAUAUGUUUCGAAAGUUGGCAUUUCACGGUUGAUUUAUAAUCGAUAAAUAUAAUUAUAUAUAUUUGAUUCUGUUGUGCGAUUUCUCGUGCGCGAUAAGAAAGAUUAGAGACUAAAAAGAGCAUUUUCGGCAUAUUUUUUAUUGUCGAAAAGGUUAAAAAUACAGUUCAGACAAGAAAAUAGUUACGCGAAAUCUAUGGAGAAAGUGUAUUAAGCGAUACAUCAGUGUCAAAAGUGUUUUUCCAAAUUUCGUUUCGACAUAAAGACAAAAAUAAACCGAUCGAAACAAACCGACGAAUAACAAUUCGAGAAAUUGCUACGAGAUCUCGAACUCGACUGUUCGUGAUGAUCGCAUGAAACGACUUGGUGUUUCAUUUUCAUGAAAAAAAAAAAUCGAAAUUAUUUUCCGAACAACCCAGUAAAUAAGGAUUGAUUCGAAUCGAAAGGCGAGCGCGCGAGGAGGAUUAAAACGAGUCGUCGGGAGAGGAGUUAGUUCCCGGUCGUCACGUUCCAGGCGUUGAAGCGUGGCGCGAAAGCACGUGCUCGCUCCCCCUCUCCUUUCUCCCCUCGUCGUCGUCGCUCGUUUCCUCGCUUCGAGGAACUCGGGCUAAAGUAGAGCCGUACAUGGCGGCCACGUCUGCCUCCUCUUUAUGAAACGAUGUAAAACGGAAAUUGCGCGAGCCCCUCGCAUUGAAAUUUACGUAUCGAAUGAUAACGAGCUUCCUGGAACAGCCGCGUGGACCGAGCAUUUCCAAAGCGGAACACGGGCCGAGAGAGAGAGAGAGAGAGAGAGAGAGAGAGAGAGAAAUUGGUCUAAUGGAAAUAUGAAAUAGGCUUCUCCUCGCGCGCCAGCUUUGGACCGGCUGCGCGAGACCUGUAGAGACCACUUAAAUUCUGUCUGGUCGCGAUAAAAAUAAUUAAAUUCGUGUCAAAAACACGGGCGCUCGCGGUGGGUGGAGCGUAAACGGUUGUUGUGCCGGUGCAUCGCGCAAACGAGAAACGAAAACGAACGGAAAGUAUAAAUUUCAAUUUUAUUUCUCCGCGUACGGACGCGUUUCCUUCCUCUUCUUUUCUUUCUUUCUUUUCCCCCCCCCCCUCCUUUUUUAAAAUUCGCGAAUGGAAAAAAAAGGAAAGGAAAGGAAAGGAAACAAACAGGAAUAAUAAUAUCCUGGCCGUAAUGUAUACAGAACAGUUUUUUUUAUAAACAAGAGGGAGAGAAGGUUUAAAGGGGACUAUUAUUUACGCGGGAAAAUUCCUCCGGUGAAUUAUGACGCUUGUUAACCGUGCCACGACACGACGCGAGCGCCCGGCCCAGGAUUAAAAAGCCUCGCCUCCCCCCCUCCCUCCUCCUCCCCCUUCGUUGCGCACAGUGGCGUGUGCACAAACCGCGUUAAAAAAAAGUAAUUAAUCGGAUAAACGGAUCGAGGGGUAAUCGAGGUGGUUUUUUAAGGAACGGGUGGGGAGCCUUAUAAGUAUAAGACUCGAAGGCGAUUAAUCGUGGCGCGUGGCAAGGUAAUUGCCUAAAGCGAACUACUUCGUAGCGAGUAUAGUGACGGCUCGUAUUUGGAUCGGACUAAUAUUGAAGAUCGUAA
Molecule: messenger RNA, 3092 nt
Organism: Apis florea (little honeybee)
Lineage: Eukaryota; Metazoa; Arthropoda; Insecta; Hymenoptera; Apidae
Product: band 7 protein AAEL010189
Cellular component (GO): plasma membrane
Source: RefSeq, a predicted model, not a curated record